AUGACCGCGACAUUUAAUACCACUCCACUAUCACACACAUCUCCCCCACCAGCCUCGCUGAAGAGAAAACGAGCAGAUUCAGAUACACAACCACUUACCCCGCCGCUAGCCGCAAACGAUCCAGAAGGAUCGCGUCUCCUUUCGCGCGCUGUCAACGUGCUCUCGACCGCUGCUACCGCCCUGUCGCAAGUAACCUUCUUGUACGAGUCAGACCAUGUGGCGCGCGAUGGUCUUCUACGCGCUGUCGAGGUUUUAACAAAGGUUAACCAGACCGGCGGCAAGCUCAUAAUAUGCGGAGUUGGAAAGAGUGGCUUAGUGGGGCGCAAGAUGGUUGCGACCAUGAAGAGCCUGGGUAUAGCGAGCUCCUUUAUGCAUGCUGCUGAGGCACUACAUGGGGAUCUCGGUGACAUUAGGAAGAAUGAUGCAAUCAUGUUCAUAUCCUACUCUGGCAAGACAGCGGAGCUCAUGGCCCUCCUCGAGCACAUACCUUCCCACACGCCUAUCCUCGCCAUCACAUCACAUACGAAACCCUCAGAAUGUCCUCUCCUCGACGAUCGACCAAAUUCCAUACUGCUGCCCGCGCCCAUACACGAGCUAGAGGAGGUCUCCUUUGGCGUCUGCGCGCCAACAACGAGUACAACUGUCACAAUUGCAGUGGGCGAUAUGCUGGCAUUGACUGUUGCAGAGGCACUGCAUCAAGACGAGACAAAGACUGUGUUCAGGACGAAUCACCCUGGCGGUGCGAUUGGAGCAAAGUCACGAAGGAUAGAAAGGCAGGAGGAAGAUACCCCGGCGAAGGAAUGCGAUGGGCUGGUCACGCCGCCAGCAACCUGA
Molecule: messenger RNA, 834 nt
Organism: Alternaria alternata
Lineage: Eukaryota; Fungi; Ascomycota; Dothideomycetes; Pleosporales; Pleosporaceae
Product: sugar isomerase
Exons: 2
Coding region: 1-834 (277 amino acids)
Biological process (GO): carbohydrate derivative metabolic process
Molecular function (GO): carbohydrate derivative binding
Source: RefSeq, a predicted model, not a curated record